This is a messenger RNA of Ruditapes philippinarum (Manila clam), 7960 nucleotides long. RefSeq names its product receptor-type tyrosine-protein phosphatase delta-like. The record is from RefSeq and is a predicted model, not a curated record. Lineage: Eukaryota; Metazoa; Mollusca; Bivalvia; Venerida; Veneridae. Gene Ontology annotation, molecular function: protein binding; protein tyrosine phosphatase activity. Bases 410 to 6691 code for a protein of 2093 amino acids. The transcript has 35 exons. Gene Ontology annotation, biological process: protein dephosphorylation.
GUAAAAAAAACAAACAAACAAAAACUCAUUAUAGUUUGUACGGAAUAGACUUUUACUCAAUUUCAACCACUUCAAAACUUGUUUUGAAGAUUAUUGACAAUACUUUUGGUAUCAAGUAAAACAAUGAUUUAAUAUUCAUAACAUUUCAUUAUUAAUGUACCUGAGUAUCAAGAUCUUAAAGAAACAAUCUGUGUGAACUCAUUUGGAAACUAAUCUGCAUACUUAAUACCAGGACAAGGAUUUGAGUUUCCAUAGCAACUGCAGGAUAAAAAGUGUGCCAAUCACCUUGGUGACGGGAUGAUCUCAAUUUUUGUUUGGUUUGGUAUAUAAAUGUUGUCUGUGUUUUUAUCCUUUAGGUAAGAUGUCCAUGGAUAUUAUGCUGUAGCAAUUAGAAUACUUCGAAAACAAAAUGGAGAAAAUUUCACCAGUCAUAUGGCUGCUGGCAGCCGUUGUUAUAGUAACCAAAGCACAGGAUCAUGGAUCAAACAUUACUGCUGACAAUCCCGAUACUACUUUUGAAUUUUUCGAGUACUUCGAUCAGUUAACGCGAAAUCGUACAAUGUCUGCUGAUUCAGAAUUUGAAUUUUUCGAGUACCACGAUUCUGAUACCCCUGCUCCAAUGAUCACAUUUGCUCCCAAGAGUAUGAAAGUGGCAGAAAAUAUGAUCGUAAGCUUCUUCUGCAAAGCUUCCGGAUACCCGCCACCAGACUUCCAUUGGGAAAAAGACGGAAAGACGAUAAACACCCUUCAUAAGAAACGUUACCACAUCUUUAGUAUGCCACAUGGAACUGUUCUGCGUAUACAACCGGCAAAAGCAAAGAAAGACAACACAUAUUUUACAUGUGUUGCCGGGAACGAACAUGGAGAAGCUAGGGCAAACGCCACCUUAAAGAUUUAUGAAGUUGAAGUGAUAAGUCCGGGUGUGCUACAAUAUCUUGAUGAUCUACAGGGUUAUCCUAGAAUUACGCAGAAUCCCAGUUUAAAGAACGUAGAAAAGGAACAGACGGCAACCCUAGUGUGCUCGGCACGAGCGGAAAACAGGGAACAGCCUGCCAUCUAUUGGCUGAAGGAUAACCUCCCCUUAGAGACCGGAGACCCGAGAAUCAAAGUUGAUAGUGAUGGAACACUGUCCAUUGAGAGAACCCAGGAGAGAGACCAUGGAAAGUAUGAAUGUGUCGCUGAGAACAAUGUGGGCGUGGCUUACUCCUCCGCAGCUAUGCUUUAUGUCAAAAUACGAAGAGUUCCACCACACUUUUCUAUUGAACCACCGGAUGUUCUUGAAGUUGAACCAAACGCCAGUGUAACAAUAGACUGCGUUGCUGUGGGAUCUCCCAUGCCCGUCGUGAAGUGGCGGAAAGGAUACCAGGAAGUUAACAAAGACGAAGACCCGCCACACGGAAAAAAUGUCCUUAAUUUAACAGGCGUUCGAGAGUCUGCUAAUUACACAUGUAUAGCUCAAUCAGAAUUAGGAAAUAUAGAAAAAGAUGUACAAAUCAAAGUAAAAGCGUUGCCCAACCCUCCAGUGAAACUCACCGCCUCGGAAAUUACGCCCUCAUCUUUAAAGCUGUCAUGGAAGCCUGGAAACCAGGAUGAUAUUUCAUAUGUUGUGCAAUAUAAAGCUAAGAGCAGUCCAGGCGAUUUUAUUGAAAUCAAAUCUGUUAAGAAUACAGAAUAUAUGAUUGAAAAGAUGAACGCGUUUCAGCACUAUCAGCUGCGCGCUAUUGCCGUAACAAAAAGUGGGAGGAGCCCCCCAAGCGCAGUGAUAGAGGUUGUUACGGGCGAGCUAGUACUGCCGCCCGUGGAUCGUGUAACAUACACCUAUCCUCGACAUCAACUGGCGCCAGGAUCUGCCCCAAGAAAUGUGAGAGCCCGACCUCAUAGUCUUCAAACUAUACGCAUAGACUGGGAUGAGCCCGAGAUACCAAAUGGAAUUAUUCAGGGAUACAAAGUAUUUUAUACAACCAACCCAGACCUACCAAUUGUGCUAUGGAUGAACCAAGAGGUGGCAGGAGAGAACAAGAUGACUACUAUUAGUGGUUUGAUCCCCAACAGCACCUACACAAUAUGUGUGCUGGCCUUCUCAAGCAUGGGUCAAGGUCCAUUGUCCGUUCCGGUUCAAGUGAUGACUAGACAAGGAGUACCACUUCAACCGAGAAACUUGCGUGCAUCAGCAAGAGGUCCAAACGAGAUCGAAGUAACAUGGGACGCCCCUGAAGAUGUCAAACAAAUUAUAGACUACACACUCUACUACAAUGACUCACAAAAGCAUACGAACGGACAGGUGAAAAUACUGCCACCGACCACGAAGUACAUUCUGACGGAGCUCGUACCUGACACCAUAUAUCAUAUACAACUUGCUGCACGGAGUGGCAGAGGUCUUGGAGCGCGUACAAUUCUUGUGCAAGCCAAAACACCAGAAUUUACCCCCGCAGCACCACCGCAAGCAGUUAGCGGGCGCCCAGUAGGUCAUCAAACCAUCUUGGUCGAAUGGAGACCACCACCCGCUGAGCAGCAAAAUGGCAUUAUCCUAGGAUAUAGAGUGUUUUAUCUUAGGACAGAAGACGGUUUGUCUGAUAAUGAGGCAGACCACGUGGAAGUAACCAAACUUGAAGCCACAUUGGCCAAGCUGGAUAUAUGGACAGAAUAUAAGAUCUGGGUACUGGCUUUCACUGCAGCUGGUGACAGCCCGCAAUCCCCGCCUAUAUUUGUGAAAACCCAUGAGUCGGUUCCAAACGAGCCUAAACGUGUGCAAGUACAAGCUGUCAACUCCACGACUAUUUAUGUUGAAUGGCGACCUCCACGUUCGAAGGAGCGCAAUGGAAUGAUUCGGGGCUAUUACAUCUAUUAUAAUCAGGUAGAUGACAAUGAGCCUAUACCAGGCACGGAGAAAGUCGAAGACGUGAACGAUGGAAAUAAAAAUGAAGCGGUUAUAACCGGUUUACUGCCAGACACUCGGUACCAGGUGACCGUCGCUGGAUAUACGAGACGUGGUGAUGGUGUUAGAAGUCGCCCCAAAAUAAUUAGUACAAUGGGAGCAGUACCCUCGGCACCACGAAAACUGACAGCCCAGCUUGUCAAGAAUGAUCCUGCGUCCGCCCAGAUUACCUGGUGGAAGCCCGAGUUUCCCAAUGGAAACAUCAAGGGUUAUAAGUUGUACUGGGGACCUAAAGGACAGGUGUAUGAGCAGCUGAUUUUGAAGGAGAACAUACAUACAUGGUUUACCCCACCAUUAGAUCGUGGUGUACUGUAUGAGUUCCGUGUUCUUGCGAGGAACGAGAUAGACUAUGGAGAGCGGGCUGUGGCUGAACUUGUUACCCCUGAUGGAGUGCCCCAAGGAGCCCCUCAGAAUUUUUCUGCGGUAGGCCUCACCGAAACCUCUGUACGCCUUGCUUGGGACCUGCCCGCUAAUAAGUUAAGAAACGGGGAAAUUGUUUCAUACCAGCUCAUUUACUAUCAGUUAGCUGAUUCUAUAAACGUUGAAGAACAAAACAUAUCGGGCACUCAGUAUGAUGUGACUGGGCUUGAAAUGAAUACUGAUUAUGUGUUCCAAAUAAAGGCGUACACAGUUAAAGGUGCAGGUCCUUGGAGUCCACGGCUUCAGUAUCGAACAUUUGGAAAGCAACCCCCACCGCCUGAGAAGGUUCGUCUGUACCGAACUUCACCAACAACGAUAAUAGUACGCUGGGAGGAGCCAAAACGUAAUAAUAUUAUAGCUGCGUACCGGAUAUACUACUUCAAACAUGAACUGGAGGACAUGAGUGUAUGGGAUAAGAUCGUCACAGACGGACCGACUACCACGGCAUUGCUCACAGAUCUUGACCAACAUCAGUCAUACGCUGUCCGUGUUCAGUCCAAAUCUGUCAAUGACCGCUGGAGUAACUUGACCAAUGUCAUAGUAACAAAUUUUCUUCCUCUAGAGCGUGAUGACACUGUACAGAAUUAUCGUCCAAUGAGUGUAGGGUCUAGACAAGUAACAUUGUCAUGGGAAAAGCCCAGAAAAACAGAUGUCACACAAUAUGUUAUUGAAUAUCAAGGGCAAAAGACAUACCAUAACACAAAUGGUGUAGAGACCAGUGAAUCACCGAAGUCUAAGAAGGAAAUCCCCGGUACUCAGGAUAAUAUUGUGAUCAAAGAUCUGCAGCCCAGAAUGGUUUACAGUUUCAAUAUAACUGCCUAUUUCCAAGAUGGUAAUGCCGGCAAAACGCAGUUCUUGGAAUGCCAGACUAAGAUAGAAGCACCUGCAUUUGUAGCAACCCCAAAAAUAGUAAGUGUAGGUGGCGGAAGAAUGACUAUCGGUCUCCAGCCAGCCUCGGAAAUCAACGGACACCUUGCAUACUACGACCUUGCUGUUGUGCAGGAAGACUAUGCCAUAAAACGACCACAAGAUUUUACACUUCUUGAGCUGACGAGCGACACAAUGCCAGUGGAUCUUCAGGCCAGUAAACCUUACAUUGCUGCAAGGUUCGAUCCUCGUAGACUGCCAGGUCAUUUUGAGCUUGGUAACAAGAGGACCGAGGGUACCUUCCAUAACAGAUUGCUAGACUCAGACAGAAAAUACAGAGUAUUCCUUCGAGCUUACACUGUCACCGGGCUGUACAAAUCAAGCGAUUAUUCUGACAGUUUUACUGUAGUCAGUGUGCCGCAUGAGAAGCCUGUAGAUCCAAGAUACGCUGUUGUAGAGGAUAAUAAAGCUAAAGCAAAUAGUGAUCCUCAACAUAAGACUCCUAGUGACGAGCACCUAGUCACUAUAAUCAUAGUCUGUGCCUGUGCGGGAGUCGUACUUAUAGUGAUAGGCUGCGCUGUUUUCGCUCUUAUUAUGAGGAGAAAAACUACGAGAAAGGAGAAGGCUCCUGAACCAGCCAGUAAACUCAUUGUUGACAACAUUCCACCCCACCCCACUGAUCCCGUUGAGCUCCGGCGCCAGCACUACCAGACACCCGCUAUGAUAAGCCACCCACCGAUACCCAUCCACAUGCUUGCCGAACAUAUUGAAUCUUUAAAAUCGGCAGAUAAUUUGAAAUUCUCGCAAGAGUAUGAGUCGAUUGAACCAGGCCAGCAGUUCACAUGGGACAAUUCCAACCUGGAAUAUAACAAACCUAAAAAUAGAUAUGCUAAUGUGAUAGCAUAUGACCAUUCAAGAGUAAUCUUACAGCCAAUUGACAGUAUUUCGGGAAGUGACUACAUAAACGCAAAUUACAUGGAUGGAUAUAGAAAGCAGAAUGCUUAUAUUGCUACUCAAGGACCAUUACCGGAAACAUUCGGAGAUUUCUGGCGAAUGGUGUGGGAACAGCGCUGUGCUACGAUUGUAAUGAUGACCAAAUUAGAGGAGAGAUCUCGUAUAAAAUGUGACCAGUACUGGCCGGGACGUGGGGCAGAAACAUACGGACUGAUGCACGUCCUCCUGGUAGAUGUAGCAGAAUUAGCUACAUACACAAUUAGGACAUUUCAUAUCCAAAGAUAUGGUGUCCCUGAGAAACGUGAAGUCCGGCAAUUCCAGUUUACAGCAUGGCCGGAUCAUGGUGUACCAGACCAUCCUACUCCACUAUUGAUGUUUAUGAGGCGUGUUAAAGCCACAAAUCCACCGGAUGCUGGUCCUGUCAUCUGUCAUUGCAGUGCGGGUGUUGGAAGGACUGGUGCUUUCAUAGUUAUAGACGCAAUGCUCGAGAGAAUCAAGCACGAGAAAACCGUUGACAUUUACGGUCAUGUGACCUGUUUACGAGCCCAGAGAAAUUACAUGGUACAGACUGAAGAUCAGUAUAUAUUUAUCCACGAUGCACUGCUAGAGGCAGUCACCUGCGGAAACACAGAAGUUCCGGCAAGAAGUUUGUCACCACACAUACAAAAGCUGAUGCAACCGGAACCUGGAGAAACUGUUACCGGAAUGGAACUAGAAUUUAAGAGACUUGCCAACAUGAAGGCCAGCCCUAAUCGCUUUGUGAGUGCCAACUUACCAGUAAACAAAUUCAAAAAUAGACUAGUCAACAUUUUACCAUAUGAAUCUACUAGAGUUGCCCUACAACCAAUACGAGGAGUCGAUGGCUCGGACUACAUUAAUGCAAGUUUUAUUAAUGGUUACCGUUACCGAAGAGCUUAUGUUGCGACACAAGGACCACUGGCAGACACGACGGAAGAUUUCUGGAGAAUGUUAUGGGAACAUAACUCUACUAUUAUUGUCAUGCUGACCAAACUGAGAGAGAUGGGAAGAGAAAAGUGUCACCAGUACUGGCCAAGUGAGAGGUCGGCACGUUACCAGUAUUUCGUUGUGGACCCAAUGGCAGAGUACAAUAUGCCUCAAUAUAUAUUACGAGAGUUUAAGGUCACUGAUGCCAGAGAUGGUCAGUCUCGGACAAUACGCCAGUUCCAGUUCACUGACUGGCCGGAGCAAGGUGUACCUAAGUCUGGAGAGGGAUUCAUUGAUUUUAUUGGCCAAGUACAUAAAACAAAGGAGCAGUUUGGACAGGAGGGACCUAUAACUGUACACUGCAGUGCUGGUGUGGGCCGUACUGGAGUGUUUAUAACAUUGAGUAUUGUUUUGGAGCGUAUGAGAUACGAAGGCGUAGUUGACAUGUUCCAGACAGUGAAAAUGCUCAGAACACAGAGACCUGCCAUGGUGCAGACAGAGGACCAAUACCAGUUUUGCUACAGAGCUGCCCUGGAAUAUUUGGGCUCAUUUGACCACUAUGCAAACUGACUGGCGGCCAUGCAGGAGCGUCAUGCGGCCCUCAAAUCGCACUUUGACGUAGGAAACGGCACUAGUACAACAUCACUUGUUCGUAGAAGUAAUACCAAAUCACAGACCAGAAAUAGUGAAGUGGCAUUAUAAACUGAUGUGAAUGUUGUCAUGUGCUGACUUAUGAGCAUAAUGUAUAAUCAAAUAUGCUCAGUUUACAUGCGUGUUUUUUUUUCUCUUCUUCUUCUUCAUAUACAUUAAGUGAAAAUAUGUGUAAUUAUGCCAAACCAUGGACAACUGUAUCUUGAUAUAUAUGAUACAAACCAUUCAAGAUUUGAGGCUGCCAUUUUUGAAGUAGCAUUAUGGGAAAUCCUGGUGAAGUCUGGGUAGUUUUCCCUUAUAUGCUUGAUCUUGUAUACCAAAGUCAUUGGGCAUGGUGCUCCGCAAAAAACCACGAUAACAACAGACAAAAUAAAAAAACAACCAAGAAUAAGAAACUAUAUACUGUUUACAGUGUAUAUAUAUGUGUAAAACACAAUAUAUACUCUGAUUUAUGUAGACAUUUUAGAAUUUCUGUGUUCAUCACAAUCUGCCAAUAGUAGAGACUUACAGAGUAAGCUUAAAUUGUGCUAUAUAACAGACAUAAGAUAACUUGUUCAUGGAAGUUUGAUGUUCAUAAUGAUAGAAAUUCCACAUAAAAACUGUUCAGAAGUGAACAAAUGGUGCACGUUGGUCAAGUAUUUCCAAGUUUGUACUGCAUAUAUAUACGUGAUGAAAGCAUCAUAACAUAGCGGAAUGUAUGAAAAUGACGACCUUUUUUUUCAAGGUCAAAGUUUUAUCGCAUUUAGACGGUUAUGUGUUGCUUUAUUAUAUUUUUUCUCUUGUAAUGCUGUAUUUUAAACUAUGUACAUUGAUUGAUGAUAUGGUAAUGAAUUUUAUACGGAUUUUCAUGAUGAACGAGCAGAGAUAACCCUGCUAGACAUGUGGAUAUUUUACAAAAAAAUGUAUAUGAAAAUUUUACAAUUCUCACCAGAAGGAAAGAUAACCACCGAUGUUUAUAAUUGGAUCAGUAUAUACAUAUUAUACAUACAUAUAUAUAUGUAUUUAAAGUUUUUGUCAAUUUAGUAGAAUGAAUGUUGGAUAUAAUAUUGUGUAUGGAUUUUUCAUGAAAUGGAUGUUUUAGAGUAGGAUUCUUAAGUAUUUUAUAUCCAUUUCUUAUAAAAUGUGCAAUAUUCAUAUUCAGAAACUGUCAUGACCAACAGGAAGCCUACUGUUUGAUAAAGUGUACUA